UUUGACAGCUAUGAAAGCAAAAGCUGAUGUAUCAUUCGCGACCGGUGCCGAUGUUGUAUGUUUAACCGCCGGGAAACUCUGAUUCAGAUUAAAACCGUUAUUUAACCAAGCCUACGUAUUUGAUUAAGUUCGUGUUCCGCUAAAAUUCCAGCCAUGCUUCGACCGACCGCAAGUACAGAAAUGCCACUGUACGAUCUAGCCCAACAGGACUAUCACGUCCUGGAGGAAAUGAUCACCACAAAACCGGCGCUUAUCACUCAGAAAGAUUCCAACGACCGCUUCCUGAUGCACUGGGCAGCCCUACGAGGCCGGAAUCUUCUCGUCGAAGAACUGCUGAAGAAGGCCCCGGAACAGCUGGAUGCUACGGAUGACACCGGUGCUACCCCUCUAGUUCUGGCAGCAUUGGGUGGUCAUCUGAGUACCGCUCGGGUACUGGUGGCCAAGGGUGCCACGGUGAAUCAUCGUAAUGGACAGGGUCAUUCAUCGCUGCAGUAUGCCUGCUCUAAGGGACAUGUAGAGGUUGUCAAAUAUCUGAUCGAACAAGGGGCAGACAUCAACGUGAGGGACAAUCGCAACGAUACAUCUCUGCAUCGGGUGGCAUCCCAGGGUCGGCUUGAAAUUCUAAAGUACCUACUGGAACAUUCCGCCCAGGUGGACUGCCAAAAUGCCGAGGGAAACACACCGCUGCAUUUGGCCUGUGAAGAUGAACAGAAUUCCUGUGCGAUUUUGCUAGUGGAACAUGGCGCCUCCGGUUCUGUUGAGAACAAGGAGAAAAAGACGCCGUUGGAUUUAGCACGGCCGGGGCUGCGCCGGACUUUGAAAACAAAACUUGGGAUCGGUGAUGAGUAGUAAUGAAGAACUUUAUUUUUCGGAUAAUUAGCAAA
Molecule: messenger RNA, 884 nt
Organism: Topomyia yanbarensis
Lineage: Eukaryota; Metazoa; Arthropoda; Insecta; Diptera; Culicidae
Product: 26S proteasome non-ATPase regulatory subunit 10-like
Exons: 3
Coding region: 154-849 (231 amino acids)
Cellular component (GO): cytoplasm; nucleus
Molecular function (GO): protein binding
Source: RefSeq, a predicted model, not a curated record